Molecule: messenger RNA, 2993 nt
Organism: Hordeum vulgare subsp. vulgare (domesticated barley)
Lineage: Eukaryota; Viridiplantae; Streptophyta; Magnoliopsida; Poales; Poaceae
Product: G-type lectin S-receptor-like serine/threonine-protein kinase At2g19130
Exons: 3
Coding region: 476-2755 (759 amino acids)
Biological process (GO): recognition of pollen; protein phosphorylation
Molecular function (GO): protein serine/threonine kinase activity; ATP binding
Source: RefSeq, a predicted model, not a curated record
AGUUGGUAAACGGAGGCAGCACACGCCUCCGUUUUACAACGCGCGUCUUUUCAGUAAGUCGGAAGGCUUGUUAUUACCCAUGAAUGAAAGCCGCACUGCCAGCGUUUCAUAAAAAAAAUGUAUGGAGCAGACUGGAGGUCUGGAGCAAGCCACAUAUCUGAAAGCCUUGUUGAGUGGAAUGUUUGGCAAACAUCAUUAGCGAAAACACUUUGUUACCACCCGCAAAAAAGAACACUUCGUUACCAUUUUCAUUGUUUAUCAGUCAAAAUAGGCUGCUUGACCCUACUUGGACUUGUCCACUUAGACAGAUAACUGUCAUAAUCAACUAACAGGUGGCUCUCCUGUUUCUAAACAAAACCAAGUAUAUCUGCCCUUGUCCACUACUGGAGAACUGCAGGAACAACGAGUAUAGCAUGGAGAUGAGAGCAAUGUGAAGCUUCUUUGCUUGAGAUAGAUUGUGCUUAUAAGUGAAGAAAUGAACUGCAAGUUUUCUAUCUCUGUCCUAUUUGCUGCACUGAUCCCCUACAUGUUCCUAGUAUUUGAUGCAAGUCAAGCUGCAGUUCCAAUGGAUACCCUUCUUCCUGGCCAAUCUAUCACGGGCAGCGAAAUUUUGGUCUCCGAAAAUGGUGUUUUUGAGUUGGGGUUCUUCUCCCCAUCCCCAGGUGCCAUGAAGCACUACUUGGGCAUACAGUACAAGAACCUGAUUGGCAGCCACCGAGCUAUGUUCUGGCUGGGGAACAGAAUUCCUAUCACCAGCUUCCUGAACACAACCUUGUACCUUGCCGCGGGUGAAUUAUAUAUUGAGGAGCUUGAUUCUGUUCUCUGGACCUCGGGUUCCGCAACAAAUGAAUCAGCCAGUUCUGGGGCGGUUCUCCUUAACACUGGGAAUUUUGUUGUGAAAGAUCAGACCAACCAUUCUAAGGUCAUAUGGCAGAGCUUUGAUCAUCCAGCUGAUGCUUUGCUACCUGGAGCAUGGCUAGGAUCGGACAUGGCCACCGGAGCACACAUCUCGCUUACUUUAUCCAAGCCUCCUUACCAUUGUACCCUCGUGAUUGACCAAAGUAGGAAGAUGGGAUUUGUCAUGUCCAUUGACGGGCAUGAUCAUCAUUUUGGUACCUUUCCGGACUGGAUGGUAACAUAUGUAGAAGAAGGCAGUUUGGUCAGGCUAAAUUAUCCAGAGAACCCAAAUGAUCUCCAAUUCAUGAGACUGCAUAUGGGGCAAGUCAGUUUGCUUAGGUGGGUAAGUAAUGCCACGAUUACUGGUUGGCAACCUCUAUGGAGCUAUCCCUCCAGCUGCAAAAUCAGUGCUUUCUAUUGUGGCGCAUUCAGUACUUGCACAAGCGCAGGAACAUGCGCAUGCAUUGAUGGUUUCAGACCAAGUGAUCCAGAUGAAUGGAGGCUUGGGCAAUUUGUUAGUGGCUGCUCUAGAAUAAUACCCUCAGAUUGCGAAGAUGGGAUCUCCACCGACUCGUUUAUUUUGUUAGACAACCUGAAGGGCCUUCCUGACAACCCUCAAGAUACAAGCGAAGAAACUAGUGAAGACUGUGAAGCAACCUGUCUGAGCCAAUGCUAUUGUGUUGCAUAUUCCUAUGAUCACUCUGGAUGCAAGAUAUGGUAUAAUGUGUUACUUAAUUUUACUUCUGGAAAUAGCAUUCUUCACAGUAAGAUUUACAUGCGUAUAGGUUCUCAUGGUAAAAGGCGGCAAGGACACAUACAGCAUGUCAUGUUGGUUAUUGGUCCAAUAGUUGUUGGUCUUCUUAUCAUGCUGGUGUUUUUUUGGCUGUACAGCAUAUCUUCCAGACAGACUAAAGUGGAAGGUUUUCUUGCUGUUUACUCUUAUGCGCAGCUCAAGAGAGCUACAAGAAAUUUCUCCGACAAACUCGGGGAAGGAGGCUUUGGAAGUGUUUACAAGGGAACCAUUGCAGGGACAACUGAUGUGGGUGUGAAGAAGCUUAAAGGGUUCAUGCACAGAGAUAAGCAAUUCCGAGCAGAAGUACAGACUCUUGGGAUGAUUCAACACACAAAUCUUGUGCGCCUUUUCGGAUUCUGCAGUGAAGGGGACAGAAAGCUGCUGGUCUACGAGUAUAUGCCAAAUGGUUCUCUGGACUUUCAUCUCUUUUCGGAGGGAACAAGCGUAUUGAGUUGGAAUCUUCGCCGUUGCAUUGCCAUUGGUAUUGCUAAAGGUCUUUCCUAUCUGCACGAGGAAUGCAGGGAUUGCAUCAUACACUGUGACAUCAAGCCCGAGAACAUACUGCUGGAUGCUGAAUUCUGCCCCAAAAUCGCAGAUUUUGGCAUGGCCAAGCUUCUUGGACGGGACAUGAGCACGGCGCUGACCACUCUCCGUGGAACCAUCGGCUAUCUCGCACCGGAGUGGGUGUAUGGUCAGCCUAUUACUCACAAGGCAGAUGUCUACAGCUUUGGUGUUGUGCUCCUCGAAUUGAUCUGCGGGAGGAGGGCUACCGGGAAUGGAAAUCAUCGGUACUUCCCCCUUUAUGCUGCAGCUAAAGUGAACGAAGGAGAUGUCUUGUGCUUGCUCGAUGGUCGGCUACGAGGAGAAGGCAAUGCAAAGGAGCUGGAUGUUGCCUGUAGGGUUGCUUGCUGGUGCAUCCAGGAUGAUGAGAUCCACAGGCCAUCAAUGGGGCAAGUUGUACGCAUGCUGGAAGGUGCCAGUGACAUUGAAUUGCCUCCAAUUCCGACUUCAUUUCAGGACAUUAUGGACGGGGGCGACAGUGGUACAUAUUCUGCAGAAGUGUGAUCUGAGCUCUCCUCGUCGUAUGGGUAGAUGUCGCCGUAUAUACGACUACCCUGAGAAUUGAACUUGCAUUUGCAUCCGGCUAUAGUAUUUAUGAUCAGAAGCAUUACUUGUACUUGUCAUACAAUCGUGAUGUGGAUUUUUGUUGUAUUGUACUAUACCCAAUUUAUCGUUCUAGUUAUAAUCUGGACAAACAGUGUUACCAUAUUUUAUAAAUCGGAUAUAGAUUCAGUUUGAGAUA